Pogonomyrmex barbatus (red harvester ant) is the source of this 842-nucleotide messenger RNA. RefSeq lists its product as uncharacterized. NCBI's taxonomy places the organism in Eukaryota, Metazoa, Arthropoda, Insecta, Hymenoptera, Formicidae. The record is from RefSeq and is a predicted model, not a curated record.
AGACAAAGAUCGUUGCUUAUACUAAUAUUGUUUUUUAAAACAAUUAUAGAAUCAAAGAGAUAUGCGUCAUGCAGAAAGCGAGAAUUGCCGUAGCGUUUUACCAAAGAGUUUACAGAAGAAGACUAUUGAAAAAUCAACUAACAUUGCACAAAAGGCAGCACAGGAAGCGAAGGCCGCGUCUGAAGCACAGAAUAUCGUUGGUCAGCAAGCAGCACGUCAAGUGAAAGCUCAAUUGGCAGAGAAGGCAGUUCAAGCUGCAAAAGCCGCUGAAGCAGUCUUACCGGGUAAGGAAGCGAUGGUUGAACAGCUGCGAAAUGAGGUGAAAGAGGCACGAUCGGUAGUCCGAGAAGAAACAUCUUCUUUACAACAAGCACAAGCUAACGUCAAUGUCGCAGUUCAAGCGGCGCAGCAAUCACAAGAUCAGUUGAAAACGUUGACGAAUGCAAUACGUAUGGCCAAAUCGAAUGCAGCAAGCACGCAGAUAGUUGCGAGCGGGGCGCAGAAAUCGCUACGAGAAAAAGAGGAGCUACUAGAAGCGGCCAAGAGACGAGUGGAUGAGUUAUUGAAUCAAUUACAAAGUGCCCGACAAGAUCUUGCAAAUACAAAUCGUGCAGUGGCUAAAGCCAAUGCUGCUGCGAAUGAGGCGAAGAUAAAUGCUGCUAGAAACAAAAGAAAAUUGGCGCAUCUCAGAAAAUUGCGUGCAGCGCACUUAGGUAUAUCGCGAGCUUCUUAAGACAUAUUAUCACAAUGGACCAUUACAUUAAGAUUUAUUAAAUAUCAAUUACAAAACUAAUGUCAAUUGCUAACAAUAAACUUAUUUAAUGUAAACUGAAUAGACAAAU